Metarhizium album ARSEF 1941 is the source of this 951-nucleotide messenger RNA. RefSeq names its product NmrA family transcriptional regulator. Lineage: Eukaryota; Fungi; Ascomycota; Sordariomycetes; Hypocreales; Clavicipitaceae. The transcript has a single exon. The record is from RefSeq and is a predicted model, not a curated record. Bases 1 to 951 code for a protein of 316 amino acids.
AUGGCGUCUUCAGAUCCAAUCAAGAAAGUCUGCCUCGUUGGCGCAAACGGAACGGUAGGCUCCGUCAUCACCAGAAAGCUCCUGGAAGUCGGCUGCUUCCAUGUUUCGGUCCUCCGCCGCUCAAGCUCAUCAUCCGCCUCCCCAACUGGUGUCACCGAGAUAUCCGUGUCGCCCGCCCUGGAGCUCCAAGAGCUUACCGAGGCUCUCUCGGGGCAAGACGCCGUUGUCGCCGCCAUCCCACUCAGGGAUGUCUCGGAGCACCUCCGCCUGGUGGAAGCCGCCUUCAACGCCCGUGUCCGCCGUUAUAUCCCCGCAGACUACGGUAGCUGUGACGCUGCCAGUCCCCAGGCACAGCACCACUUGAAGCUGUAUCGCGACAAGACCGCCGUGCGCGUCAGGUGCGAGCAGCUUGCCCAGAAGGCUGACGAGGACCCGACUGGUGCCGGUCCGUUUACGUGGACAUCGAUCAUCUGCGGCCACUUUUUCGACUACGGCCUUGCCAGUGGUCUGCUCCAUUUCAACCUCGACACGGAAACGGCCCAGAUUCUCGAUGCGGGCGACAUCAAGGCCUCGGCGUCUACUCUGGGCCGCGUCGGCGAGUCGGUCGUCCGCGUGCUGCAGCGUCACGAGGCCACCCGGAACCGCGCCGUGUACGUCCAGAGCUUCUGCCCGACGCAGCUCGAGAUCCUGGCAUCUCUUGAGCGCGCCACGGGCCACAAGUGGCAUGCCCAGUACCUGGACUCGAAUGCGUUUCUGGAACGCCAAAGCCAGCGUCUGGAGGCGGGUGAUGCGGAAGCCAUUGAGGAAAUUGUGUUUGUCCUGGGUACUGUCGAUGCCGACUGGACGCGCAAGGGCGGCUAUGCCAUGGACCUGCUGGGCCUGGAGGAUGAGAAUCUCGACCAAGUAAUUCGCGACGUGGUGGCCACCCACAAAGCAAAAGCGCAAGAUUGA